Dromiciops gliroides (monito del monte) is the source of this 2563-nucleotide messenger RNA. It is a transcript of the gene CFB, whose product is annotated as complement factor B. Gene Ontology annotation, molecular function: serine-type endopeptidase activity. The coding region runs from base 198 to 2501 and encodes 767 amino acids. The record is from RefSeq and is a predicted model, not a curated record. NCBI's taxonomy places the organism in Eukaryota, Metazoa, Chordata, Mammalia, Microbiotheria, Microbiotheriidae. The transcript is spliced from 18 exons. Gene Ontology annotation, cellular component: extracellular region. Gene Ontology annotation, biological process: proteolysis; complement activation.
GGGGGGUGGUGGUAGUGAGGGGAGAGCAGGAGCAAUCUGGUUCGAACUUGGACAUAGAGCUUCAGCCCCUGUUAGAUUCGGAGACAGACAAACCCAACUUCCUCCUUACUCCCGGGACACUCUCCCCUCUGUUGUCCUGUUGUUCGUCAACUCCCAGUUUCUCUUGCCUAGAUAGUCAGAAAGAGGGGAACAUAUAUAUGGCCUCUAUCCCCAUCGCCAUGAAGAAGACAUUGUGUUCCCGGUUCUGUGUUCUCCCUCUGUUCCUAGGACUUGUAUCUACUGGCGUGAGCUCAGCACCAUCUGAGCCUUCUGCUAGCAAGCCAUGUCCUCUGGAGGGCACAGAGAUCUCAGGUGGCUCUGUUCAACUCCUCAAGGAUGGCCAGGUUCUGGAAUAUGUGUGCCCAUCUGGAUACUAUCCUUAUCCUGUGAAGAUACGUUAUUGCAAGCCAUGGGGGUCCUGGAGCACCCUGCAGACCCGCACUAAGAAGAUAGUUAAAAAAGCCCAGUGCAGGGCAAUCCAAUGCCCAGGCCCUGAGGACUUUGAGAAUGGUGAUUUCUGGCCGCGAAAACGCUUCUACAAUAUAAGUGAACAGAUCUCUUUCCACUGCUAUGAUGGGUAUACCCUACGUGGCUCUGCCAAUCGUACCUGCCAGCCCUCUGGCCGCUGGGAUGGCUAUACAGCAAUCUGUGAUGAUGGUGCGGGGCACUGCCGAGACCCUGGCAUCCCUAUCGGUACAAGGAAGGCAGGCAGACAAUACCGACUGGAGGAUAGUGUCACCUACCACUGUGGCCAAGGGCUCACCUUACAGGGCUCCCAGAGGCGCACCUGUAUGGAGGAUGGAUCCUGGAGCGGCACAGAGCCCUCUUGCCAAGACUCCUUCAUGUAUGAUACCCCAGAGGAGGUGUUUGCUGCCUUCAUCUCCUCCCUGACAGAGACCAUUGAAGGGGCUGAUGCAGAAGAUGGAUAUAGCCCAGGGGAGCAGCAGAAGCGGAAGAUUGUCUUGGAUCCCUCAGGAUCCAUGAACAUAUACCUAGUGCUAGAUGCAUCGGAUAGCAUUGGCAAGAACAACUUCACAGGAGCCAAAAACUGUCUUGGCAGCCUCAUUGAAAAGGUGGCGAGUUAUGGGGUAAAGCCACGGUAUGCAGUGGUGACCUAUGCCACAGAGGCCAAAGCUGUGGUCAAAUUGUCAGAUGAGCAAAGCAGUAAUGCAGACUGGGUCACCCAGCAGCUGGAAAAGAUCCAAUACUCAGAUCACCAGUUCAAGGCAGGGACGAAUACAAAACGGGCGCUGAUGAUGCUGUAUGAGAUGAUGAUCCUACAGGAGAACCAAAAUGAUGUUAACUGGAAUAAAACACGCCAUGUGAUCAUACUCAUGACUGAUGGAAAUUACAACAUGGGAGGGGAUCCGGUGGCAGCUAUUGACCAGAUCCGAGAGUUUCUGGAUAUUGGAAAGAACCGUAAAAAUCCAAGGGAAGAUUACCUAGAUGUCUAUGUAUUUGGGAUCGGGCCCCUGGUGGACCAGGAGAAGAUCAAUGCUUUGGCUUCAAAGAAGGAUGGGGAAAGGCAUGUGUUCAAGGUUAAGGACAUGGAAGACCUGGAGCAUGUCUUCUUCUUGAUGAUUGAUGAAAGCAAGGCUCUGGGUAUGUGUGGAAUAGCAUGGGGACAUCAGAAAAGUGGACGCUAUGAAAGACAGCCCUGGCAUGUCACCAUCUAUGUCAUUCGGCCUUCUGCAGGAAAGGAGACCUGUAAAGGGGCUGUUGUGUCAGAAUACUUUGUGCUGACAGCUGCCCACUGCUUCAACGUGGAUGACCAGGCCCAUUCCAUCAAGGUUGAUGCAGGAGGUGUGCAGAACAGGCAGGUGGAGGCAGUCUAUUUUCACCCUGAUUAUGACAUCAACGGGAAGAAAGCUGAAGGGAUUCCUGAAUUCUAUGACUAUGACGUUGCCCUCGUCAAGCUCAAGACAAAGUUCACGUUCUCAACAAAUAUCCGACCCAUCUGUCUUCCAUGCACAGAGGCAACAACUCGAGCUUUGAGGCUCCCAACGUCAACCACUUGUCAACAACAGGAAAAAGAGCUGCUCCCUGAGAAAGAUGUCAAAGCCCUGUUUGUGUUUGAGGACAAGAAGAACUUGAUACAGAAGGAAGUUUACAUAAAGAAUGGGGAAAAGAAAGCCAGCUGUGAGGGAGAUGCCCGCAAGGCUCAAGGCUACGAGAAGAUAAAGCAGAUCUCUGAUGUGGUAACAGCCCGAUUCCUCUGCACUGGCGGGACAGAACCUUACGCUGACCCCAACACCUGUAAAGGGGAUUCUGGCGGCCCACUUAUUAUUCACAAGAAGAGUCGCUUCAUUCAAGUGGGGGUGAUUAGCUGGGGUGUGGUAGAUGUCUGCAAGCACCCCAACAGACCCAUUCCCGCCCACGCCCGCGACUUCCACAUCAACCUCUUCCAAGUGUUGCCUUGGCUUCGGGAGAAACUGAAGGACGAGGAUCUAGGCUUCUUGUGAGAGAUUUUCUAUGGGGAUGGAAAAUAUUUGUCUGGGAAAAUUAAAACAAAGAACUGCAAUCA